CCACAUGAAAAUUUGCAGGUAAAAAUGUAGCGUUUAUUUUGUUAACAUGUGUUUAGUUAAAACGUUUGUUUAAAAGUACAAAGAAGUCGACCUACUAAAUGGAAUAUAGGGAGUAAUUUAGGAUGGCGUAUCGACACAUCUGAUGACGUCUAGUCCUUUGUAACUAUGAAGUAUUUUCCCGGUCACUAUGACAACAGAAGCACCACACGUCAUGGGAGAUCCCCGUCUUACUCGAACUACUUACGUAAUUUCCGCUUCCGGUACGGAACCGAAGCGGGAUCCGUUAAAAAAGUCGCAAAAUACGUCGUCGCGCUGUUGGCUUGCAUACAACUACCACUGUUGCUAUAUUUUCACCGGGGCGGGGACAGAGGGAGGUUGGAGUACUCACCGGAACAGCCAGAAAGUGACGUUUUAACACGGAUGAUGUCUCGUGACGUGGGACGGUUAGAAGGCGCUACAUACGAUCGAACUCCACCCAUCAGAAUGAUGCAACCAAUGCAGAAUGUUGGGCUUCUAAGAAAGUUAACAAAUCAAGUUUACUCGCCGACUAAUUAUUCCGGUACAGAAAGUUUCGUAACAUCCAUAGACGCACCAACACAAGUGAAAUCUACCAUGCCAAGAUGUCCCAUGACACCACCAAAUCUAUUUGGGAGACUAGAGUUCAAAUUCAACACCACCCCUCCUUCAUUUGAACACACCACGCUUCACAAUCAGAACCUUCACCCUGGAGGUUCCUACUUUCCUGAGGGUUGCGUACCACGCCACAGAGUUGCAAUUAUAAUCCCCCACAGAUCAAGAGAGGUUCAUUUAAAAGCACUAAUGUGGCAUUUGCACCCAAUCUUGCAACGUCAACAAAUUUAUUACAAAGUUUACGUCAUACAACAGGCAUACAACCUGGCUUUUAACAAAGCAAAACUUAUGAACAUCGGAUACCUGGAAGCAAUGAAGGAAGAUCUUUAUGAUUGCGUUGUCUUCCAUGAUGUUGAUCUCCUUCCAGAGGAUGACAGACUCCUCUACCAUUGCACUGAUACCCCUAAACAUCUUUCAGUUGCCAUUGAUAAAUAUGGAUACAGGUUGCCAUACCCAUCUUUAUUUGGUGGGGUCACCAUGUUGAGUAAAGACCAGUUCCGCGACGUGAAUGGUUACUCGAAUAUGUUUUGGGGUUGGGGGGGUGAAGACGAUGACAUGUUUGCUCGUAUAUUCUCGAGGGGUUACACCAUAAAGAGACCUCCAUUUCACCAAGCUAAAUACAGGAUGAGUUACCACGAAAGAGAUAAAGGAAAUAAACUAAAUUUAUUGAGGUACGAGAUUUUAUCAAACACAGUGACAAGAAUGUUGCAUGAUGGAGUCAACAGCGUUAAAUACUCCAUUGUCAGUGUUCACCCAACACCUCUGUUCACUAACAUUACAGCAGACGUAGGUACUGCCAUCUUACAAUGCAAACCCAGGCUUUCAACUUGGAGCUGCGGAUUUGUGUUCUGGGUGUGCCAAAACCUAGGCCUUUCUUGUGGAAUGUUACAAUUCAAUUCAACUGAUGAUGGGACACUAAAUAUUCGCGACUUUGGUAUGCAAACCUAGUGGAGAAUUGUAAAUGUGUUUGGUGCUGAAAUUCUUACCUCGAAAAGAUGAGAUUUUUCUUAACACUGAUUGUGCAGCGGUCACCUUCAGACAAAAGAGGAAACAUUUCUACACUGUGCUAGUUUUAACAAGCAGUCCCAAAAAUCUGGGUAAAAAAUUACCGGAAAACACAAGAAUUUUAUUUGGUAGUUUUUUUAAAACUCAGUACUGUGUUACCCCACAAGUGCAAAUUGUUGUUUUUAUUCAAAACACCCUAAAUUCGUCUUAUGCAGUGUUUCUUUUACAAGUUAUAAGCCACACCCAUCUCAUUAUAAACCCAUUUGGAACCUCCAUUUACCCCACAUUUAUAAAUAACACCAUUAAUACACUAUACACUCAAAUAUUGAGGUAAUAGUCCACAUUAAACACAUACUAAACCUGCAACUUUUUACUGGCCCUUUCAGUUUAAAAUGUCAACAAACAAUAUUCCAACCUAGCCCAUUCAAAACUUUGGUUCAUCACCUUGUUAUGCUAUCAAGGUUUAACAUUUGGCAUCUCCCCAUUCUAUUUCCACACCAUGCAUUAUAAAUGUAUGCAUUAUCACUCUUCACAUAGCAGGUCAAAAUAGAAACCUAAAAUAUGUUUGGAAAUGGUGCCUUGGGAUUCUCCCCCUACAAAAUACGCAGUUUUCUUCCUACGCACCCCCCUGACCGGGAAUUCCCUAUAUUGCAACUUUUUCAAUUACCCCGUUUUUAAGGCGUAACUGUCUUUCGUAUUUUUCAUGAAUUUUUAGGCGAAAUGACGCAUUUUUGUCGUGAUGUCGUCAUAAAACGGUAUAUUAUGACGUCACUCGAUCGGAAAUUUGCUGAUGACGUCAUAAUCUCGUACUGUCUAACAUCCGUGUUAUUAUCUCGUAUUAGGAACUGUUCCGACUAACUGUGAAGGUUUUGCAAAGAAUUUUCACUUGCGAAAUUUAAGUUGAAUUAUAUUUUUAUUUAUAAA
This is a messenger RNA of Ciona intestinalis (vase tunicate), 2559 nucleotides long. The record is from RefSeq and is a predicted model, not a curated record. Lineage: Eukaryota; Metazoa; Chordata; Ascidiacea; Phlebobranchia; Cionidae.